AUGCUUACUAGUGCAGUGCUUUUUCUUUUGGGUGCGCUUGUCGCCACUUCCAGUGCUUUUCUGGCCGCGUCCAGUAGUAAUGUCGCAUUAUACUGGGGCCAGAACUCCUACGGCAACCAGCAGCGUUUGAGCUACUAUUGCGCAAUGGACUCUGUUGACAUUGUCAUCUUGUCUUUUGUCACGGGCUUCCCAAACUUGUCCUUGAACUUCGCCAACCAAUGCAGUGACUCAUUUAGCGACGGUUUGCUUCACUGUUCGCAAAUUGCAGAAGAUAUCAAGACUUGUCAGGACCAAGGUAAACUUGUUUUGCUUUCCUUAGGUGGAGCCUCGGGAGCUUACGGAUUCCUGAGUGACAGCGAGGCCGAGACUUUCGCCACGACUUUGUGGAACAAGUUUGGCGGUGGAACCGACAGCGAAAGACCUUUUGACGAUGCAGUCGUCGACGGAUUCGACUUUGACUUGGAAAACAACCAGUCCACCGGUACCGUGGCGCUUGGGAAAAAAUUGCGGGAGAUUUUCCUGACAGACUCUUCGAGAAAAUACUACUUGUCUGCCGCUCCUCAAUGUCCAUACCCCGACGCUUCCACCGGAGCAAUGUUGGCGGGCGUAGACAUGGAUUUUGCCUUUAUCCAGUUCUACAACAACUACUGCCAGUUGGGCUCCAACUUCAACUGGGACACCUGGCAAUCGUUUGCCGAACAGACGUCGCCUAACAAGAACAUCAAAAUGUACGUCGGAUUGCCUGGUGCCACCAGCUCGGCGUCAACGGGCUAUGCCGACUUGGCCACCGUGGAAAAGUACGUCACUUCCUCAAUCAAGCUGAGCGCCAACUUCGGUGGGUUCAUGUUGUGGGACGCUUCGUCAGGCGAAAGCAAUGUCGAUAGCACAGGAAAGUCAUUUGCGGCGCAACUCAAGGAGUAUGCGGCCUCUGGCGCAGGUGCUGCUUCGGCCGUUUCUUCUGCUGCCUCUUCUGCUGUCUCUUCUGCUGUUUCUUCUACUGUCUCAUCGUCUGCUCCAGCUAUCUCAUCUGCUACCUCAUCUGCUCCAGCUGUCUCUUCUGCCGUUGUUUCUUCUGCUGUUGCUUCUUCUGCUGGUUCUUCUGCCGCUGUUUCUUCUGCCUUUUCAUCUGCCGUUGCUUCUUCUGCUUCUGCUGUCGUCUCUCCCGUAUCUAGUUCUGUCUUCAGUUCUGCCCCAGUUCUUGUUUCGAGCCCCAUCACCAGCUCUUAUGUUCCUCUCACUUCAUCGGUCUUCAGCCCCGUUCCUUCUGCUGAUCCUUCUGUUCCAACCUUCAGCCCUAACACCCUUGAAACCACAACAGCUGUCUACAGCUCUCCUGCUCUCACCCAAUCACCUGAGGUGUCGCUGGCCCAAGAAAGCUUGGCCAGUCUCACUCCUAUCACCAUCACCGAAGUUUCCGAUGCUUCGACAGUCACCAUCAGAGGAUCUGUGAUCACUCACCGGGUGACAAAAACACGGACUGUUUCGACUCGUUAUGUUACAGUCACGAUCUACAGCGCGCCACCUGUCGGUUGGUAA
Molecule: messenger RNA, 1536 nt
Organism: Clavispora lusitaniae ATCC 42720
Lineage: Eukaryota; Fungi; Ascomycota; Pichiomycetes; Serinales; Metschnikowiaceae
Gene: CHT3
Product: Cht3p
Biological process (GO): carbohydrate metabolic process
Cellular component (GO): extracellular region
Molecular function (GO): chitinase activity
Source: RefSeq, a predicted model, not a curated record